This is a messenger RNA of Momordica charantia (bitter melon), 1635 nucleotides long. The record is from RefSeq and is a predicted model, not a curated record. NCBI's taxonomy places the organism in Eukaryota, Viridiplantae, Streptophyta, Magnoliopsida, Cucurbitales, Cucurbitaceae.
CAUUAAAGAAAUGAUGAGUUCAUCAUCAUCUUCCUCAAUCCUUACAUUUUUCUCUGUCAUUUUAAUUUUGUCGCCAUGGGUGUCUACUUGUUGUUUUGCUGAAUGGAUCUUUCUCCAAUGUCUAUCCAGCAACGGGCAGCCAAAUUUCCCCAUCUCUGAAGCCAUCUUCACCCCCAACAAUUCUUCGUUCUUACCAACUCUCAAUUUCUACAUCAGAAACCCUCGAUUUCAAAACCCCCAAACCCCAAAGCCACUUGCCAUUAUCGCGGCGAAACACGAAUCUCAUGUCCAAGCAACUAUUAUUUGUGCCAAACGCGUUGGUCUACACAUCAGAAUCCGCAGCGGCGGCCAUGAUUACGAAGGCCUCUCSUACAUCUCCCAACAGCCAUUCAUCGUCCUCGACCUAUUCAAUCUACGAGCCAUUAAUGUUAAUAUCGCAGACCAAAGCGCUUGGGUUCAAGCAGGGGCCACCAUGGGGGAACUUUACUACGCUAUUGCUAAGAGGAGCGGAGUCCACGCCUUCCCUGGAGGUGUUUGCCCGACGAUGGGCGCUGGUGGACAUAUUUCAGGAGGCGGGUAUGGCAAUUUAAUGAGAAAAUUUGGGCUCUCCGUGGACAACAUUGUGGAUGCACAAAUUGUAAAUGUACAUGGUCAUAUUCUAAACCGAAAACAAAUGGGAGAGGAUUUGUUCUGGGCCAUUAGAGGAGGGGGAGGAGGGAGCUUUGGAGUCAUUCUCUCAUGGAAGAUAAAGCUAGUUCCAGUCCCUUCAAUAGUUACAGUGUUUAAUGUUGGCAGAACCAUAGAAGAAGGAGCAGCGGAUGUCGUUUGGCAAUGGCUGCAAGUUGCAGACAAGCUGGAUGAGAAUUUGUUCAUAAGACUAAUGCUACGCGCUUCCAAAGGGAAGAAUAAGGGSGAGAUGACAGGGAAGGCGUCAUUGGUGGGUUUGUAUCUUGGGCCAGCGGAGAAACUUUUGGGGAUUGUGAAUCAGAACAUAUCCAGUUUGAGACUGCAGAAACAGGAGUGUAGUGAAAUUAGUWGGAUUCAAUCUGUUCUGUUUUGGUUUAAUUUCCCAAAUGGGAYGGCCCCAGAGGCCUUACUAAGCAGGGAAAUCCCAUCUUUGCCCUUUCUCAAACGRAAAUCGGACUACGUGAGAGAACCCAUUUCGAGAGAAGGGAUAGAAGCAAUCUGGAAGGCGGUUAUUGAAAUUAAGGAAGUGGGUCUCGUUUGGAACCCUUAUGGAGGGAGGAUGAGCCAGAUUUCAGAGGCAGCGACGCCAUUUCCACACAGAGYAGGAGUAAAAUUCAAACUCCAGUACUCUGCGAACUGGAAGGAAGGGGGCGAUGAAGUGGCUGAGGAGAAUAUUGCAUUGGUGAGACGAUUGUACGAAGUGAUGACGCCUUAUGUGUCGAAGAAUCCGAGAGAGGCGUUCUUGAAUUACAGGGAUAUCGACGUGGGGAGCACCGCCCRUUGGAGCAUGGAGGAAGGUAGGGUUUACGGGGCGAAGUAUUUUAAGGGGAAUUUUGAGAGAUUGGUGAGCGUGAAGACGAAGGUUGAUCCUGAAAAUUUCUUCAGAAAUGAACAGAGUAUCCCUACUCGUUGAUGUUGUGAGUGAAUUGAUACGAACGUCUAAUAAUA